Molecule: messenger RNA, 1713 nt
Organism: Emericellopsis atlantica
Lineage: Eukaryota; Fungi; Ascomycota; Sordariomycetes; Hypocreales; Bionectriaceae
Product: ASST-domain-containing protein
Exons: 1
Coding region: 1-1671 (556 amino acids)
Source: RefSeq, a predicted model, not a curated record
AUGAUUCCCGGUCAGAAACGCGUCUCGGUGGCCCUCGGGCUACUUGGCCUUUUCGCCCUCUUUCUCGUCUGGCAGCUCUUCAGUAGAGACUGGAGCCUGCCCGGCUUGGGUUUCCGUCUUCCUGCGCCCAACGUGCUCCCGUCGUGGCCAUACGUCGAGGUUGUUUCCCCGCUCAACGAAGAGACAUGGCCGUACCGCGUAUUCAAGAGCUCACCCCUGAACCCCCCCAACAUCUCGAUCGGCAUAAGUCACUCUCGUCUCGCCGAUGGGUACCUGUUCCUCACCCCGGGCUCGCGCGGUAUCCACCGCGGUGAGCAACAGAAUGGGCCGCACAUUAUCACACCGGCAAACGAGUUGGUCUAUGCCUCGCCGUCACGCACGUCAACGCACUUUAACGGCUUCCGCGUGCAACGGUGGGAGCAGGCCCCAUGUCUCACGUUCUGGCGAGGCGAUAUAGUCGCUGGCCGCGGCUAUGGAGAUCUUGUCCUCCUCGACGACGAGUAUCGGGAGACGAGCGUCUCCCUCCAGGCAGACAUCCGUCAUUCACCACUACUAAGGCAUGUUCCCGGUCUCAUGGAUUUUCACGAGCAGGAGCUCACGCCACGGAACACUGUCCUUGUCACGGCGUACAACGAGACUAGUGUAGACCUCUCGCCUAUUGGAGGCCUAAGCAAUGGCACCGUCACCGAUAGCAUGUUCUUCGAGGUAGACAUGGGCACGGGUCAAGUCCUCUUUAGCUGGAGCGCACUCGACCUUUUCCCCAUCACCUCUUCCCGCCUGCCCAUCGUCUCCAAUCUUAGCGCCGUCCAGGCGGACACAUCGUACGAUGCCUUCCACAUCAACUCCGUCCAGCUCGUGGGACAGGACUAUCUCAUCAGCAGCCGCCACCACUGGGCUGUUUAUCUUGUCUCGGGCGAGGAUGGACACGUUAUCUGGACACUGGGUGGCGACAGCCACGACGCCAGCGACUUUGGGCCUUUGCCUGUCCCGGGCCAGUUUCGCUGGCAGCACGACGUGCGGGCCCACAAUGUCACUGAACACGACAUGCUGCUCAGCUUGUUUGACAAUCACUGCAGGGCUACGGAGGUCUGUACGAGGGCCAGCCGAGGGCUUCUCAUCCGCCUACGACUCCCUCCCGAUCGCAGACAAGUUCCCGAGGUUGUCCGCAGCAUAGAUGCCGGGGACGCGAAGCAGGCGCCGAGCCAGGGCAACUUCCAGAUCGAGCUGCAGCAUGGCAAUCAGCUUGCGAGCUACGGGCCGGUGCCGGUCGUGCGAGAAUUUGGUCCGCCAGAGCACGGCAGCCCGUUACUAUGGGAGGGCCGUUUCGGGCACGACGAUUUCGCCCAGAGCUACCGCGCAUACAAGAGCCCGUGGCACGCCACCCCGCGCGAUUGGGACCCUUCGUUGGUCCUUGUCCAGCAAGGCGGUAGACAGGGCGCGGGACAGCGCGUAGUCCAUGGGCACGUAAGCUGGAAUGGUGCCACGGAUGUGGAAAGGUGGAAUGUCUACAUGAAGCAUCCCAUGCAGAAGAGACGAACACUUUAUGCUGUCACUGCCAAAAUGGGAUUCGAGACUGUCUUUGAACUAGCACUACCAGACGACACGUGUGUUCAAGUCGCGGCCGUGCAGGCGGGACAUGAAGUUCGGCUGUCCAAUGUGGCCUGCCUUUAGAGAUGCACGGUCUCGGAGAAAUACUGUUGUCUUUAGUCCAGG